This is a messenger RNA of Ostertagia ostertagi, 1302 nucleotides long. NCBI's taxonomy places the organism in Eukaryota, Metazoa, Nematoda, Chromadorea, Rhabditida, Trichostrongylidae. The record is from the annotation of a GenBank genome assembly.
AUGCUAUAUACAAUUCCAUUACAGCUGGCAGUGUUUGUCGUCACACAGUCGGGUGGCAUUCGAAGAAAACGACAAACGUUCGGCUGUUCGAAUUCGGGAAUCACCGAUUCUAUCAGGACGCUGUUUUUGAAUGCUCACAACGAAGCUCGUUUGAGCGUGGCACAAGGCUUGGAACCAAAUAAAUGUGGAUCACUGCCGUCAGCCAAGAACAUGUACAAACUGCAGUGGGACUGCUCCCUUGAGCAACAAGCACAGGACUACAUCGCCAAUUGUCCUUCGUCGAUGGGAUCCUUCAGUGGCUUGUCGCAAAAUCUUCAGACCUACACUGGAGUUAACAUUUUGACGAAUGUAGCCGAUCAGGUGGCAUCAGCUUUAACGUCAUGGUGGGGUAAAGUCCGUCAGUAUGGCAGCACUGAUCCUGAGAAUAAAUAUGUCGACUCCAAUCUCUACACUUUUGCCAACAUGGUGCACUCAAAGACGACAGGAAUUGGCUGCGCAUACAAAGUUUGCGGCUUAACGAAGCUGACCGUUUUUUGCCUCUACAAUAAAAUAGGCUAUUACACGAAUGGCGUGAUGUGGGAGAAUGGUACUGCCUGCAGCUCUGCCUCCGACUGUACUACGUAUCCCGGCUCGACGUGUAGCGGAGGACUUUGUGUAAAGGAGCUCGAAGUCCCAGACGCUGGAACUAACAUAAUGUGUCCAUCGAAUGCCAACAUGACCGAUGCUACACGACAGAAGUUCCUUGACAUGCAUAACUACCUCAGGUCACGAGUAGCUAAUGGUCUGGAGCCAGACGCGCUCGGUGGAAAUGCUCCAAAAGCUUCAAAAAUGUUGAAGAUGGUCUAUGACUGCAGCGUUGAGGCAUCUGCUAUCAAACACAGCCAGAAAUGUGUCUAUGAGCACUCCACAUCCGCUGAUCGCGUGGGGUUAGGCGAAAAUCUCUACAUGACUACGAUGUUGAAUGCUGACCGAGUUAGCAGCGCAGCUGAGUCUUCGCAACUUUGGUGGGAUGAACUCAAAGAGUAUGGUGUGGGACCAGAGAAUAUAUUGACCCAGGAACUAUGGAACAGACCAAAUAUGGCGGUUGGCCAUUACACGCAGAUGGCGUGGGACCGCACGUACAAACUUGGCUGCUCGAUCCAGCACUGCCCAACGUUCACCUACGCUGUCUGUCAAUAUGGACCGGCAGGGAAUUACAUGAACCAGCUAAUCUACACAAUCGGCGAGCCAUGUACCACUGACGCGGGAUGUCCAGGAGCGUAUACCUGCAGUGUGGCUGAAGGUCUUUGUAACGUAGUCUAG